Molecule: messenger RNA, 4309 nt
Organism: Bombyx mori (domestic silkworm)
Lineage: Eukaryota; Metazoa; Arthropoda; Insecta; Lepidoptera; Bombycidae
Product: sodium/potassium-transporting ATPase subunit beta-2
Exons: 7
Coding region: 72-908 (278 amino acids)
Biological process (GO): sodium ion export across plasma membrane; intracellular sodium ion homeostasis; intracellular potassium ion homeostasis
Cellular component (GO): sodium:potassium-exchanging ATPase complex
Molecular function (GO): ATPase activator activity
Source: RefSeq, a predicted model, not a curated record
UGCGUUCUAUCUCUCAACCACACGGACGUGCUAGCUUUGGGGUACUAACAAGUCAAGUUCAAUCUCUUAUAAUGGGUAUGGAAAAACGCACCGUGAAAAUAAUUAUCGCCGUAGCUGUCACCGUGAUCGUCAUUGCUACAAUCCUUGGACUGCUGUUGGGUCUGCUGCUACCGCAACGCUAUGUUGAGCUGGAGGUGUGGCCUCGAUCUGAGGAGUUCAACUAUUAUCAACCGAUGAUCCAUUUCACGCCGAGUGACGCCGGCAGCUGGCAUCCUUGGUACCGACGCAUCAGUGAAUUCCUUAAAGUCUACGAGACUUCUGUUCCCGAUAAUCCACCUCGAGCUCCAUGCACCAUUCACAACCAGCGCGACAUGAUCAUCCGUUCCGACUCCUGCAGCGUGGCCAUGAAAGUAUGGGCUCCUUGCACAGCUGAUCAUUUUUAUGGCUACCCCGAUGGCAGACCGUGCGUGUUCUUACGGUUAUCUCACGUUCAUUACUGGGUUCCGCAUCCUUACAACAUCACCUCACCUCUGCCGAUCCCGCAGGAGAUGCCACAAAACCUACAGUUCAUGAUGCGUCAAUUCCCUGCUGAUAAAUACGGCGACACGAUCUGGGUGAGCUGCGAAGGUGAGUUCACGGCUGACAAGGAGAACAUCGGGCCUGUCCACAUCGUGCCCAUGUUGUUGCCUCCAGGCUUCCCGACGCACCGCCUCCACACCGCCGAUAAGAUCCCUUAUGCCACCAGGAACCUACCUGAUCCAGUGCCCGGGCCACUUGUCGCCGUUUACUUCGAGAAUCCCAGACGUGGAGUGGUAGUGAACGUGGAAUGUCGUAUCUGGUCGCGUGAUAUUAUCUACAGCCCUUCUAGCCGCGUCGGAAGGGCCCGUUUUGAGUUGCUAGUACAGUGAACUUUUCUGCAUUUCGAAUUAUUAACCACGCAAAACUUUAUGUUGUUACACGAAUCAUGCUGAUAUAGUUAAAAGGAAUAUCAAUUUUGAAGUCAGAAUUGUGGAAACUAAAUUGCAAUUUAUUCUACCAUUUCUACCGCUUUUGUUAUUCUGGUAACACUCUGUAGUGACUAUUAGAGACUGACCUCUAAUAAACUAGGAGUAGAUAUUUUAUUUACCAAUAUAUUUUUUCUUAAUUAUCUUUAUUACAAUUAGUACUUAAAACAUGCUGCUUUCCUGGGCCCCCUUAAAACAAUGUAAAUUUUAUUUACUGCUGGAACAGCCGGAAUAGCUUACGGUUCACCUAGUGUUAAGUAAUUAGGAGGCCCAUAGACAUCAACAACGUAAACCUGGUACCCACCUUGAGACAUGAGUUCUAAGUUUAAGUUUUAUAGUACAACGGCCAUAUAGUCCAACCCUUAUAGUCAAACCAGAACGUAUUAUCGCUCCACAGAAGAAAUAACUGAAGUGGUGAUACCUACCCGUGCGAGUUUAGUAGACGAGUUUAGUAGUUUUGUGUUGACCACCAGUCAACACAACACAAAACCUUCUAUCAGCAUCGUAAAACAUCCGAUCUGAAUAUCUCAGAUGCGCAAACUAAUUUUAACACACCCCUAUCAGCAGUCCUUGUGAAUUUUAGGCCUGGGAUAAAUAAAUUAUAAUCAAUGAUUAAAUGGCCAAAGAAUGCUUAAUAACGCUUAGAGUGUAAUUAUUAAUAUGAAAGGAAGACGAGAAAGAAGCAAUAGUAAACUGAGGUGGUCAGUGUUGCAAGCCCGUGUUUUCUGAUAAGAGUCCGGCAAAAUAUUAUCAUGCACGAUACUUUUUUCAUUUUAUGUCUUCGCAUUUCAGCGCAGAUCAGUGCCAUGUUGAAUUUGAAAUGAUUUGAAAGAAAAAAAAAUGAUUUGUAAAACAGACUUUAAAUAUUAUUUUUCUAUCAGCUGCAAUAUCAUUUGACUUAAUAUUGGUGUUUCUUUUUAUUCUGUAUCAACCCUUUUAAGUCCAUUACCUCUAACACCAAGUAAAAUAGUACUCCAGUAGUAAGACUAGAAUUCUUUGGACAAUUUAUUAUUUAUAUAGGUUUGUAAGAUUUAAAGACUUUACUUAGUCUUUAUCCUUUGACGUAACCCCAUAGAUACCAUUAUCAGCGUUAUGUUAAUCCUGUCUAAUAAAUAUGCUAUGUAUUUUCUAAAACAUAAAAGUGAUUAGAUGUAGAAUUAAUGUGUUCUUCCUAUGAUAUUAUGAAGUUGAAACUUUGUGCAAUUUUUACAUUAAUAUUUAGAUAAUUAUUUAAAUAAGUUUGUGUGAUGCCAAUAUGGAUUUUUUACUGCAGCUUUGUAUUAAUAGAUUUUAGCUGGCAGAACGUAUUAAGAUAAUUGGUAUUAACAUUGACAAUUGUAUUUAAACCUCUUAACUGGCUGGUAAUUACAAGUAUGUGCUUGGUGCAUCUAAGUGCAAGAUGUUAAAAACGGACGAAUUUAAAAAAAAAGUGGCAAUACUUUUCUUUUUUAACCAUCCUCACAAAAAAAGAGGUUAUCAAUUCAAUUAUUUUGUGUGCUGUGUCAGAAUAUUUUUUUAAAAGAACCAACUUAAAGAUUAUAUUUUAUUUGAAAGCUUGUUUUUCUCCGGGGGUCUCAUUUAAAUUUGAUCAAGCUUCGACCAGAUGGUUUUGAGUUAUCCUUAUUAAUGCAAAUUAUUAUUUAAUUAAGUAAAUUCGACAACAUUAGUGUUAUUGUCAUUUUAUUCAGUUGAAAUCGGUAUUCCUUUUUCCUAAAAUCUUCUAUAUUUAGUAUAGUAUCUUCUAUACUUAGUAUAAUGCAAUUUUGUUUUGAAAGACAACUAAACUAGCUACCUACUUAACCAAUUAAAUUCAGUAGGAAACAAAACUUUUAUAGUUUCAAGUUCAAGUUUUAUUUAUUAACUAUUCUGGAUUGAAUAAUGAUUUUUAAACAGCUACAAGUGCUUCUUUAGAUACUGUAGCAUACUACUAUAGAUAGUUAUGUUGAAAUGGAUUGUUGUGUGCAAUUGAGUCUGCUUAUCUGUUUAUGUAUUGUGUAAUUGUAACAUGUAGUAGUAGUGAGUGCCAAUCAAUUAGUACUUUUGAUAAUUUUAAAGAUUGUAUUAUAGUUAUUUUUAUAUUUUGAUUAUAUUUAUUAACAUUAUGGACAAGGGCACAGUGCCAGACUUAAUGGCUGAGGCAUUCUUUACUAAUCAACUGAGGGUGUUGUAGUACUGUGGUAGAUGCUUUAUUUAUAAUAAAAAAAAUAACCGUUCUAAAAAAUUUGUUGUAACACUAAUCAAAAUUGUUAGGUCUAAUGAUUAUUUAGGUUUUAAAAAUAUAUAUAGUAGGGCAUUAACAAUCUCUUACGAACUUCGAUAAUAUUUAAUCACACCAGUUUUUCGGAAUUCUUAAUAAUAUGUUCUUAUUCUAAGAAUGAAAGUAAUGAAAUAAAAAUAAAUUGUGAUUAUUCGUACUACCUAUUUAAGAUUAAAGGUUUGAAGGAUAGGAUAGCUGUUAUUUGUGUUAUUGUAAUGCAAUUGGUUUUCUGUGAGCCUAGGUAGGUAAAUAAAAACAUCGUAUGUGUAGUAAGCUGUGGAGGAUCUCGAAAUUAGUUGGAUAAAAUCUAAUGCUUUAAAUGUCUGUCUCAAGUCCACUGAAGUGUUGCUAAGUAACCACCGUUUCACUGACACUUUAUUUCAUCCCAUACCAUCUCGUUUCAUAUAAUUCCAACACAAUUGAUUAAUAAAGACUCAAUUUAUCUAAUUAACUUUAUUUUAUUUCGUAGUUACAUAUCGUUUUUUUAGAAAUUGUGUGCGUCAAAAAGUCGUAGUAAUUUUUUUCGUAGAAAUUGGCUUAUAAUGUUUUGUAACCCUGGCCGUAAGUAACCAAAUUAUUGAAAAUAGUAGUCAAUUGCCAUAAUGAAAAAAGGAAUAUGAUAAUUCAUCAUGUAGAAUUAAAACACGUAUGUUGUUCAUGUUCUAUUAUUGUGUGGUGGUUAUGUACCUUCCAGACAUUAGUUGUAUCGAUAAAACACACAAUAAUAAGGGUUUAGUAAUGCAUUUAUUUUUUUAAGAUUUGAUACCAAUCUCUCUAAGGUUUAGAUUCUUUUUUACCAAACUUAAAAUUAAGUUUUUUUAAUGGUUUUCAUGUAAUUUUUUAUAGUUUUUUUGCUGUUGUCUAAAUGUGAGCUGAAAUCUAUGGAAUUAUAAGUGAUACUCUGUUAAACUUGGUUUUUGUAUUCAUUUUCAUAAAUUAUUUAUUGUUAAUUAGGCUCUUUCUAAUUAGAAUUAAGUUUAAAUUAUAAAAAUAUAAUUACAGUUAUGAUGUUAAAAUAAAAAUAAAAAUGAUCUUGUUUCAUUUUUAA